This is a messenger RNA of Pelagomonas calceolata, 1531 nucleotides long. The record is from the annotation of a GenBank genome assembly. Lineage: Eukaryota; Pelagophyceae; Pelagomonadales; Pelagomonadaceae.
GGAAAACGCGCGCUGCCCGGCCGCAAAUUUAAGCUCUGGACCUAAAUCGCGCCUGAGGCAGCACCCAUUCACAAGAAUCCACGUGUGCGCACCGGCAAAAUCUCAACCACACUCAUACUCGUCGAUUCGCAACGCGCGGCGAGCCAUUCCGACGCACGGACACGCUGCGAACUUUAGCUGGCCGCAGAAAGCCCAGACGACGCGCGCGCUACAUAACGCACACCGCCGCAACCAUGCCGCUUACAUACAAAUCCCUCCUCCUCGCGCUAGCCGCGACGCACGCGCUCGUGCCACGUGCCAAUCCGAAGAACAGCCGGCUCCAACGGACGCGGCUACACGAAAAGCCCAUCGACAGCGACGAGAUGGCGUCGCUCUAUCAGGAGCUACGAGCGAGGCAGUCCGACGUCGAGGCCGAUAGAGCGCAGACCUUAGAAAGGUGGCGCACUGGGGGAUGUUCCUCCACAGUCGCGGUGGCAGCGUCGGACUGGGUGCGGCGCAUGGCCUUUGAUGGAGGCACCGUGGCUUUUGGGACGGCGUCCGGGGGCGUGGGGUGCUGCCGGGUCGGGCAAGGACCGUCGAGAGCGGACGUCGUCAAAGCGCAUCCUCGCGCGGUCGAAGGCCAGGACCUCUCAAAGCUCCACGGCGCCUACGACGGCGGCGGCGUCACGGCCAUCGACAUGGCCGGGCGCGUUGUGGUCAGUGGUGGGCGCGGCGGCCAGGUCCAGGUGCACCAAGCUAUUCCGAAGGGCGAUUCGCUGACCCUCGAAGCUGUUACUACACUAGAUGUAUCGGUAGGAUCGACGGUGUCCUCGGUAGCCGUAGCGGACGACGGCAAGACGCUGGUGGCGUGCGCGUUAGAUGGCUCGAUCCAAGGCUUCGCUUGUGUGGACGAAGAGUGGAAAGCGACCUGGUCCUCGAAAAACGAUGCGGCGGCGCUCACCGUCAUCCUGGACGAAGAAAGAGACGCUUGUGUGGUUGGCUUUUCGGAUGGCGAGGUCUACGCCCUGGACGUGAAUAGUGGAGAGGAACUGUGCGAGCCGUUCACCACGGCGACGGGGGCGGGGUGUCGAAGCUUAUUGGUGAGCGACGGCCACCUCUUCGUGGGCGGCGCCGACGGGUCUGUUGUCAGACGCAAGCUUUGUGUGGACACGUUCGCGAUUCACCCGUCGCAAUUGAUCCUGGAGACGAAGGCCGAUCGGUUGCUCCCGCCGCACGGCGACGCCGUCGUGGCCAUGUGCGCGCCACCGUGUGGCGGCAUCGUGUGCACGGCGUCGCGCGACGGCUCGAUCCGGGUCUGGGAUUCAGCGGCGAGGGAGCCGCGCGCGCUCUACGGCUUCCAGGGCUUCAAGGUCUGGAUCGGGUCGCUCUGCGCGUCCGCGGACACGUUAAUUUCUGAUGGUUCCGACAACGCCAUCAUCCAGCACACGUUCGACCGCGACGCGGAGGCGCGCGCGCCCGUGGACCCGUCGCUCGAGCGCCGCGGGUGACUCGAAUCCCCCUUUGCCCCCGACGUGUUGCAUAUAGAGGAUGC